Messenger RNA from Sphaeroforma arctica JP610, 764 nucleotides. RefSeq lists its product as hypothetical. The transcript has 5 exons. Gene Ontology annotation, cellular component: nucleus. Gene Ontology annotation, molecular function: DNA translocase activity. The record is from RefSeq and is a predicted model, not a curated record. Gene Ontology annotation, biological process: double-strand break repair via synthesis-dependent strand annealing; reciprocal meiotic recombination. Lineage: Eukaryota; Ichthyosporea; Ichthyophonida. The annotation marks the transcript as partial.
AGGUUGUUCUAGUAUCAAACUACACACAAACUCUGGACCUCUUCGAGCAGAUGUGUGGGACCAGGAGAUACCAAUUCAUCCGCUUAGACGGAUCGCUAAGUAUUAAGAAACGGCAGAAACUCGUCGACCAAUUCAACGAUCCGGAGGGAACGACAUUCCUGUUUCUGUUGAGUAGUAAGGCCGGUGGUUGCGGGUUGAACUUAAUUGGAGCAAAUAGAUUAGUCCUGUUCGAUCCCGAUUGGAACCCGGCAACCGAUUUGCAGGCAAUGGCUCGGGUGUGGCGUGACGGCCAAAAGAAAACAUGUUUUAUAUACCGCUUGGUGUCCACAGGGUCGAUAGAGGAAAAGAUCUUCCAACGGCAGGCGCACAAGCAAGCGCUGAGCAGUUGUGUGGUGGAUGAGGAAGAGGAUGUACAACGCCAUUUCGCUAUGGAUGAUUUACGCGAUCUGUUCAAGUUCAAACCGGACACCAUCUGUGACACGCACGACACCUUCAAAUGCAAACGCUGUGUCGGCGGAAUGGCCAUUCGUAAUCAGGCGAUGAAGACCACCACGGAUGAAGAUUUGCAAUUUGACAUGUCAAUGUGGGACCAUUUCUCUGUGUAUCACAAACUGGAGGAUACAAUUCUGAAGAAGGCCGCCGGAGAUAUCGUCAGCUUUGUAUUCCACAAUAGAUUUGAUUAAAUUUAGGAAGCUAUAUGGCGUGAAAUAUAAGGAAAAUUAUUAAUACAGAGGAAAUCAUAUGAGUCUAAACCUGUUUCUCGG